AUGGCGGCACGACAUAUUCAGCGACGACUCCUCUCGUUCAUCCUCUCCAAACCUGCUUCCCCUCAGCCUCGCGUAUUGUCUCGCCGAGAAAUUGUCUCCCAAAGUUCUCCUGCUGCAAGUUCAAUCUUCCGAAGAGAUGGUCAUGGCAGGAGGGGGAUUCAGACGAUUGCAGAAGGCAGUAAUCUGUCUGUUGAAGAUAGCAGCAAAGUUCAGUCCGAUUCCAGCUCCUCUAGUGCCGCCUCAAGCCCUGUUGCAAAGGUGACAUCUAACUUAAAGAUGUCCUCCACACAUGAUCUUGCAAUGCUCUUCACGUGCAAAGUUUGUGACACCAGAUCUGUGAAGACACUCUCUAGAGUAUCAUAUGAGAAAGGGGUCGUUUUGGCCAGGUGUGGCGGAUGUAACAAUGUACACCUUAUCUCAGAUAGGCUGGGUUGGUUCGGAGAGCCUGGGAGCAUAGAGGAAUUCUUAGCCGAACGAGGGGAAGAAGUUAAGAAAGGAGAUGCCGAUACCAUAAGCCUGACACUUGAAGAUCUAGUUGGGACGAAGAAGCUUGAUGCUUGA
This is a messenger RNA of Oldenlandia corymbosa var. corymbosa, 561 nucleotides long. NCBI's taxonomy places the organism in Eukaryota, Viridiplantae, Streptophyta, Magnoliopsida, Gentianales, Rubiaceae. The record is from the annotation of a GenBank genome assembly.